AUGCAUGAAACGUGCCAAGCCGCUAUGGAAAUUGAGGCGGGAUCGAUGCGAAGGAACAAUCGUGAAUUGUUCCCGAAUUGGCUGGAGGAUAAAGAAGCCCCUCUGCACGAGUUCCGCCGUUUGCCGGAUGCGCUGAAGCGGCGAUACAUCGUCAACCGGCUGACGGUGGGGGAGCGGCGGAUCACGCAUGCAGCAGAUUACGGCGGCUUGCUCAUGAUGCAGCACCUCAACCUCGGUGAAUUGAUGAUGAACGAGACGGGGAGUGACUCUUUGUGGAGUGCGGCUGGUGCAACGAUGUUGUGGCGGCCAAGAUUGAGGCCGUACGCGAGUGUGCGGCAAGGACAAAGUUUGAGUUUGACCUUGACUGAUGCAAGCUGUAGUGUGGGGUGA
Molecule: messenger RNA, 390 nt
Organism: Trypanosoma rangeli
Lineage: Eukaryota; Euglenozoa; Kinetoplastea; Trypanosomatida; Trypanosomatidae
Exons: 1
Coding region: 1-390 (129 amino acids)
Source: RefSeq, a predicted model, not a curated record